AUGCCAAGUGCAUCAAGUGUACUGUACUACUUGGUCCACCCGCAGCAAUUGCGGUCAAUCAUCCAAUGGAAAGUCUGGCACAAUCCGGUCCACGAGCGGGAUGAGUCCAAGGAAUGCGAAACCCUGAAGCGAUGCUUCUACUUUCUGGAUAUGACCAGCCGGAGUUUUGCCGCCGUCAUCAAGGAACUCCAUCCCGAGCUCCUCGUACCCGUCGCCCUGUUCUAUCUGAUUUUGCGUGGUCUCGACACGGUAGAGGACGACAUGACGUUGCCUUUGGAGAAGAAGGAGCCCAUAUUGAGGAAUUUCCAGGACAUCUUAGAGCAAGAUGGAUGGACUUUCACAGAGAACGGCCCGAACGAGAAGGACAGGCAACUCCUAGUGGAGUUCAACGUUGUCAUCGAGGAGUUCAAGAAAAUCAAACCCGCGUAUCGGACGAUCAUCAAGGACAUCACCAAGCGCAUGGGAAAUGGCAUGGCCGACUAUGCCAACAACGCCGAGCACAAUCUCGUCGGCGUCAAUACUAUUGCGGACUACGAGCUGUAUUGCCACUAUGUUGCAGGUCUUGUCGGCGAAGGUUUGACCCGCCUAUUCGUUGAGGGAGGUCUGGCGAAUGAAGCGCUCCUCAAGAGACCGGAGCUCAUGGAGUCGAUGGGUCAGUUCCUCCAGCAAGUCAACAUCAUCAGAGAUAUCAAGGAAGAUCUGGACGACAACCGACGGUUUUGGCCGAAAGAGGUGUGGUCCAAGCACGUCGACAAGUUCGAGGACCUCUUCAAACCGGAGAACAAACAGGCUGCUCUCAAUUGCAGCUCCGAGAUGAUCCUGCUCGCAUUGACACGUGCCAACGACUGCCUCUACUACCUCGCUGGUAUUCGGGAACAGAGCGUCUUCAACUUCUGCGCCAUCCCGCAGUCCAUGGCCAUUGCCACUCUGGAUGCAUGCUUUCAGAAUCACGAUAUUUUCAAGAAGAACGUCAAGAUCACAAAGGGAGAUGCUUGCCAGCUGAUGAUUGAGUCAUCACAGAACCUUCAAUUAGUGUGUGAUGUGUUCAAGAGGUACACUCGUAGGAUACAUCAGAAGAACAACCCGCACGACCCCAACUUCUUGAAAAUCAGCAUUCAGUGCGGAAAGAUCGAGCAGUUCAUUGAGUCCAUCUUCCCGUCGCAGAAGAAGCCCGUCAAGGAGACGCCUGCCACUGCGGAAGCUGCGGCGCAAGCAAAGCGCGAAGCGGACGCCGCAAGGUGGGACAUGUUCUACAUGGGUCUCGCCGUGAUCUUCACUCUGGGUGUCAUCAGCGCUUCAAUGGUAUUCGUGGCAUGGAUGGCAGGCGCGCGCUUCGAUAUCGCUUUCGCCCAACUCAAACAGCAAUUAGGAGACUUCAUCGGUGCCGGCUCGAGCUCUCCACAGCCAAGCGGACACAUUGGCCACGGCGAGCUGUAG
Westerdykella ornata is the source of this 1437-nucleotide messenger RNA. Its product is annotated as farnesyl-diphosphate farnesyl transferas-like protein. NCBI's taxonomy places the organism in Eukaryota, Fungi, Ascomycota, Dothideomycetes, Pleosporales, Sporormiaceae. Gene Ontology annotation, molecular function: squalene synthase [NAD(P)H] activity. The coding region runs from base 1 to 1437 and encodes 478 amino acids. Gene Ontology annotation, cellular component: endoplasmic reticulum membrane. Gene Ontology annotation, biological process: ergosterol biosynthetic process; farnesyl diphosphate metabolic process. The transcript has 4 exons. The record is from RefSeq and is a predicted model, not a curated record.